AGCCCGUGCGCUCUUUCAAAAGAGAACGGCCGGGGCUUCCGGCGGGCCUUCACGUCCGCCCUGGAGCCGCACGGAGCGCGGAGCAGCAGCGCGCAGUGCUCACUUGAAGCCUGGAGGAACAUCGCCAUGGCAGCUCAGAUGUCCGAUGCUCAUCGACGGUUCUUGCAGAUCCUGAUGUCACAUGGGAUCAUGGAGGGAGCAGAGGCCAGGAAAUUACACAGGCGCUGCUGUGAAAUCAGUAAAGUCUACUGUGCACAAGAUAAACUGGAUGAUUUCGUCAGUACCAUCAACAACCAGCUACAGCCUUUGUUCAUGCAGAUCCGGAAAGGAAUGUCUGAAGUUGAUGGGAGAACGCAUUAUGCCUUGGUGAACAUGGCAGAAACUGAAAUUACUAAGAUGGCAUCUGACUAUGCAGAAAAUGAACUAGAAUUGUUCAGAAAAACAAUGGACCUAAUCAUUUUAUCAGAAAAUGGCUUUGCCUCUUCUACGGAUAUUUUAAACUGCGCUGACCAACUGAAGACAAAGAAAAUGAAGAAAAAGGAAGCAGAACAAGUGCUGAAAAUUUUUGUGGAUGAUAAGUGGCUCUCUGAGAGAGAUGGGGAAUAUACUCUGCAUACUCGCUGCAUAAUCGAGAUGGAACAGUACAUUCUCAGCACCUAUCCAGAUAUAGCAAAGAAGUGUAAUAUCUGUCACAGCCUUGCCAUCCAGAGCCAAGCGUGUGAAACGUGUGGAACUGGGAUGCAUUUACCUUGCAUUGGAAAGUACUUCAAAACUCAGUCUAAACCACGGUGUCCUCAGUGUAAUGAUUUCUGGCCUUAUGAGAUCCCAGACAGGAGUCGGAUAGAUUCCCAGUCAUCAUCAAAAAGAGGGAGCAGAAGAGAGCUUCAGUCUUUGUAGCUUCAGCUGAAGUUAGCAAAACUUGCUUUUAGUGAUUUUUGUUUUCCCAUUCUCUGGCAGAAUAGCCAGACUGCACUGUAUUCAGAAGUGACAGUGCACUGUUAAAUGUAUUUAUUUUUUCUAGAGUUUUAAGAAACUUACAAUAAAACUGUCUUUGACCUUCC
Molecule: messenger RNA, 1061 nt
Organism: Tympanuchus pallidicinctus (lesser prairie-chicken)
Lineage: Eukaryota; Metazoa; Chordata; Aves; Galliformes; Phasianidae
Gene: NSMCE1
Product: NSE1 homolog, SMC5-SMC6 complex component
Exons: 8
Coding region: 127-897 (256 amino acids)
Biological process (GO): double-strand break repair via homologous recombination; DNA damage tolerance
Cellular component (GO): Smc5-Smc6 complex; nucleus
Molecular function (GO): ubiquitin-protein transferase activity
Source: RefSeq, a predicted model, not a curated record